Molecule: messenger RNA, 2905 nt
Organism: Marasmius oreades (fairy-ring Marasmius)
Lineage: Eukaryota; Fungi; Basidiomycota; Agaricomycetes; Agaricales; Marasmiaceae
Exons: 10
Coding region: 460-2799 (779 amino acids)
Biological process (GO): lipid metabolic process; intracellular signal transduction
Cellular component (GO): membrane; cytoplasm; microtubule
Molecular function (GO): phosphatidylinositol-4,5-bisphosphate phospholipase C activity; GTPase activity; microtubule binding
Source: RefSeq, a predicted model, not a curated record
UUUCCACUUCCCUCCGACGGUCACCUUCACUUCUCUUUACUGAUAUGUCGGUGGCUUCCACAACAUGAAAGGAACCUAAGUCAGAAGAAUGAAAUUUCAUACGUCUAGGCAAUCACAAUCACCACACGUUUCCAUCCGAACAACCAUCUUUACACGUUCAGGACAAAGGGAAGGGUGGAAAGAUGCGGAAUCACUGGGUAGCGACGGCAUUCAGUCCAAGAUAGCGGGACAUUGACGGCUUGAAAGGCACGAGCUGCCCUCAGCAGAGUAGUUAUUCAAAAGGACCCUACAUUUACAUUUUUGUGUUUCGACUCUCGGCAUUUGACAUCGACCCUACAGUUGCGACCUGACAAUGCGUCCACUCAUCAAAGCACCCAAAAUCUCCAUAAAUACUCCACUCGAACCUUCCCGUUUUCAACACCACUCCCCCAUUUUUCCACUCCAUCUUUUGUGUUCUCCAUGCCCAGCUCUAGUUCCAAUUCGUCCACUGACAGCACAGCCUUUUCAAACACCACGUCUCCGGCAGACGUUGGUGCGGGCGCCACUGCCACUGCUGAAGCCUCCGUUGGGUUGGCUAACUCGAAACUUUCACAGCGACGUCGUCAAAUGCUCGAAUUAACCAACAGGCUCCUUAACACUGGGGUACAAAUCGACAUUGAUAUACCUCGCAUUGCCGUCAUAGGCAACCAAAGCGCUGGGAAGUCUUCAUUGAUUGAAGCCAUCUCUGGUAUCACUCUUCCGAGAGCAUCUGGGACCUGUACUCGUUGCCCCAUCGAAUGCCGCCUCAUGAACUCCAAAGCACGCUGGAAGUGUAUAGUCUCACUUCGCACUCUCUACGACCCCCAGACUGGUCAACUCCUGGGUCAAGCAAAGAACGAAGUUUUCGGAGAGCCCAUCUACAACAAAUUCAAAGUCGAAGAGCGUAUCCGCAAAGCUCAAAUCGCCAUCUUGAACCCAAUGAUCGACCGCGCGAAGAUUCUAGUGGCGGAGGACGUUGGUGGUAAUACUGUGAGCAGCAAGCCAUUUUCGGCUAACUGUGUCGCUCUGGAGAUUAGCGGCCCUGAUGUGGCUGAUUUAUCGUUUUGUGAUCUUCCUGGGCUCAUUCGAUCAACUCGCGAUGGAAAUUCAAGGGACAUCGAAUUAGUAGAACGAAUGGUUGAAUCCUAUGUCAAGAAACCAAGUUGUAUCAUUCUACUCACUGUUUCAUGCGAAACCGACCACAUGAACCAAGGGGCUCUGCAUCUCGCCAAGAAGUUUGACCCCACAGGCGAACGUACAGUGGGUGUCCUCACCAAACCUGACAGAAUCGACUUCGGAGACGAAGAUUCAUGGCUUGGUUUCAUUCGCGGCGAAGAACAGCCUUUGCGUAAUCACUGGUUCUGUGUGAAGCAGCCGAGCACCUCAGAGCUGCAGAAAUGCGUAACGUGGUCUGAAGCCCGGCAACGUGAGGACGACUUUUUCUCGAUGACACCACCCUGGAGCGACCUAGAGCCGAUGUAUCAAAAGUACCUCCGAACAUCCAAUCUCGUUGAGCGUCUAAGUGUUAUCCUUUCCGAUCUCAUUUCUCAACGCCUUCCCGAAAUUCGCCGAGAACUAAAAGUCGGGAUUCAGAAGGCCACAGUUGCCCUCGGUCAACUUCCCAGACCCCCCUCAAAUGAUCCGCUUAACGAAAUCUCUUCAAUGUUGUUUUCAUUCAAGUCGGAUGUCGAGAAGUAUGUGGAGGGAGUACCAGAUAGGACUGGUUUACAUCAAACAAUUCGGCCAUAUCAAGAGGCGUUUAGGAAGAAGAUUAGAAAAACUGCUCCCAACUUCAAACCAUAUGAGCGUCGCCAGGGUCCCCGUGUCGUGCCUCGAGCAACGUUUCUUGACCACGAGGAAGAUGAGGAAAAGGUGUUUGAUGAUGAGAAGGAAGAGGAGGUUGCCAUCAAUGCUGAAGAUGAGAAUGAAUCCAUAUACAUUGAAGAGGUGUUACAGAGGGCGAACGAUUCCCGUACACGAGAACUCCCAGGAAACCACCCAUACAUUGUCGAAGAAUCUUUUGUAUCCGAAAUCACCGAACGAUGGACUGAACCUGCCCAGGAAUUUUGCCAGGAGGUGUAUGACACAAUAAUCGAACAGGUGGCCAAUGUUGUCAAGAAGCAUUUCAAGGAUUUCGGCCAAGGACAUCUGGAGCGUCAAGUCAGCGACAUCGUUCAAGACCACCUCCGCCAACAAUACGAACAAACCCGUGAUCGACUAGACUGGCUAGUCAAAUUAGAACAUCGUCCCUUGAGCUCCAAUACGCAGUAUUUCAACGACUACAGGGAUAAGUUCUUCGCGUUUUACAAGCAACUCCGUCAAGAGGACAAGGACCCCGUCAUGAUGAAGCGGUGUUCUUCCAAGACCCCUCCCGCGUUCAGUUUUGCCAACAACGAUUCGGCGUACAUGCACAACGCGCUGGCAGCUCUUGCUCAGCUGGGGUUUAACUCCCUUACUCCUACCGACAUACAGAAGCUGUUACCGGGGGACGAGAUGGAGCCUGCCCUGAAGAUUAUGGCAGAGGUCCGGGCUUAUUUCCAAGUUGCUUACAAGCGGUUCGCUGACAACGUCCUACUCGUCGUUGACUAUGAGCUCGUUUUGGGUCUGGAGAGGAAUAUUUUGCAGGUGUUGCUUGAGAAACUUCGGAUCCACACUGCAGAUGGGCCUGAGAUUUGUCGAGAGUUCGCGCAGGAGAGUUUGGUGGUUGCUGAUGCUCGUGAGGAGCUUUCUACGAGGCUCGAGAGGUUGAGAAGUGCUAGCCGGGAGUUGUCGAAGAUGUAGUUUUUGUUUUGUACGUGACGUGACGUUGCUUUGCUUGCUCUCGAUGUUUUUCAGACAAACUAUGUAUGACUGUUAGUUCAAUAACGACGGUCGAUCUGAGCUUCGU